AUGCGGUUCUCCAAUCGUACCCACGGAUCAAAUGAUACCUACGACUACAUUGUUGUAGGUAGUGGCCCAGGUGGUGGCCCAUUGGCUGUCAACCUCGCCAAAGCCGGUUUCAAGACUCUGUUGCUUGAAGCUGGUGAUGACGAGAGCGCCGAAAAACGAACGCAAGCUCUCGCCCUCUCGGAAGUGCCUAUUCCCGCAAACCUCGGCUGGUCAUUCUGGGUUCGCCAUUACGAUGACGACGAGCAAACCAAGAGGUAUCAGCGACUCACUUGGAGACUUCCAAACGGAGACCUUUGGGUUGGUCCCGGUAGUUCUGCCCCGGCUGGUGCAGAAAUGCUCGGUGUCCAAUAUCCCCGCGGUGCUACCUUGGGAGGUUCGACUCUGGUGAAUGCAGGGUUCAACAUUCUUCCCAGUGAACGAGAUUGGAGUCAGAUCGAAGCCCUUACUGGCGACUCUUCUUGGAAUCCCGAACGGAUGAGAGAGAUCUUCGCCAAGACAGAGAAGAAUUUGUAUCUUCCACGCGGAACGCCUGGACACGGAUUUGAUGGUUACCUACAAUUGAACGAAGGGAAUGGAACGGUAUUCACUACCUCGCCUCAGUCGUCGGAGAUAUACAGAUCUUUGGUGUCCGAAGUUGGACAGAAUCCUGAUGAGCUGGAACAACUCUUCGAUACCGACCCUAAUCAGCUACGCUCGGACAGGGACCAAACCGUUGGCCUCUUUGGAGGAGUUUUCCACGCCAAUGGAACUUGGGGUCGUUACAGCGUUAGAGACCAUGUCCUCGCUACUCUACGUGCUGUCGAUGCUACCGGAAGGAAGAGGUAUCCGUUGGAAGUUCGACUGAACUCCUUGGCCAGCAAAGUACUCUUCGAAGAUUCAAUCAACGGAACUGCUCCCCGCGCGAUUGGCAUCGAAUACCUUGAAGGCAAGAGCAUCUAUCAAGGCGAUCUGCGUUACAAUGCAUCAAACAAUGCGACUACCAAGCAAGUGUAUGCCAGCAAAGAGGUCAUCGUUAGCGGAGGAACAUUCAAUACGCCUCAACUCCUUUUGUUGAGUGGUAUCGGUUCAGCUGCUGACCUAGAAGCACUUAACAUCACAGUUGUGGCGGAUCUUCCUGGAGUCGGACGUAACAUGCAAGACCACAACGAGAUUGCCACUAUCGGGCUCGCUGCCCAAAAUAUCAGUGUCGAUGGCGGUUCAGGGUUCCCUCGAUCACAGUGCACACCUCGUGCCCCUAACGACCCAUGUUACGAUCUCUGGCAACAAGGACAAGGCCCAUACGCCGAGGGCAGCAUCAUGGGAAGCAUGUUCUUUUUGAAGACGAACCACUCUAGCACUGGCGAGCGCGAUAUCGGCAUGUGGUCUGGACCUGUGGGUGUACGCGGCUUUUGGCCUCAAACCCCGAACCAGUCAUUCGUUGAUCCCCCUAACACGUUUGGGUUCCACACCGUUCAUAUGCACGGCAGCAACCGCGCUGGCUAUGUGAAGCUCCGGUCAGCCGACCCAACAGCUCAACCCGAAAUCAACUUCCGUCACUUCUCCGACGAGGGCGCAGACCAGGAUAUCGCUGCCAUCAAGGAAGCCGUAGCGUUUUUUCGACGAGUCCAUGCUGGUGUGGUAGCGCCUGUUGGCCCAAAUGAGGUCAUUUGGCCUACCUGUUCGGGAAGUGUCAGCGCCGACGGCACCUGCUCAGAUGAAGGUAAUGACGAGCAAUUCAUUCGAGACAACAACUAUGGUCAUCACGCCACGAGUACCAGCUCUAUUGGAUCAGACGACGAUCCAAACGCCGUUCUUGACUCCAAGUUCCGUGUUCGUGGCGUAGAGGGUCUCCGUGUUGUCGACGCAAGUGCGUUCCCUCGAGCACCAGGUGCAUUCCCGGUUCUUGCGGUGUUUAUGCUUAGCGAGAAAGCAGCACUUGACAUUCUCUCUACGCAGUAG
Messenger RNA from Alternaria alternata, 1938 nucleotides. RefSeq names its product alcohol oxidase. The coding region runs from base 1 to 1938 and encodes 645 amino acids. Gene Ontology annotation, molecular function: oxidoreductase activity, acting on CH-OH group of donors; flavin adenine dinucleotide binding. The transcript is spliced from 3 exons. Lineage: Eukaryota; Fungi; Ascomycota; Dothideomycetes; Pleosporales; Pleosporaceae. The record is from RefSeq and is a predicted model, not a curated record.